Messenger RNA from Chrysochloris asiatica (Cape golden mole), 1106 nucleotides. RefSeq names its product parvin, beta (gene PARVB). The transcript has 13 exons. Lineage: Eukaryota; Metazoa; Chordata; Mammalia; Afrosoricida; Chrysochloridae. The record is from RefSeq and is a predicted model, not a curated record. Gene Ontology annotation, cellular component: cytoplasm; lamellipodium; actin cytoskeleton. Gene Ontology annotation, biological process: substrate adhesion-dependent cell spreading; lamellipodium assembly; actin cytoskeleton organization. Gene Ontology annotation, molecular function: actin binding. Bases 1 to 1098 code for a protein of 365 amino acids.
AUGUCGUCCCCGUCGCUGCGCCCGCCGCCCCCGCGGCCGCACAAGAUGAAGAAGGACGAGUCGUUCCUUGGCAAGCUGGGCGGCACGCUGGCCCGGAGGAAGCGGGCCAAGGAGGUGAGCGACCUUCAAGAAGAAGGCAAAAAUGCCAUCAACUCACCGUUGUCUCCUGCCUUGGUGGAUAUUCACCCCGAAGACACCCUGCUAGAGGAGAAUGAGGAACGUACGAUGAUCAACCCCAGCUCCAAGGAAGACCCCAAGUUCAAGGAGCUAGUCAAGGUCCUCAUUGACUGGAUCAACGAUGUCCUGGCAGAGGAGAGGAUCAUCGUGAAACAGCUGGAUGAGGACCUGUAUGAUGGGCAGGUGCUGCAGAAACUUCUGGAGAAACUGGCGGACUGCAAGUUGAAUGUGGCCGAGGUGACCCAAUCAGAAAUUGGGCAGAAACAGAAGUUACACACAGUUCUGGAGACCGUGCACGACCUGCUACGGCCCCACGGAUGGCCACUCCGAUGGAACGUGGACUCAAUUCACGGGAAGAACCUGGUGGCUAUCAUCCAGCUCCUCGUCUCUCUGGCCAUGCACUUUCGGGCCCCAAUCCGGCUUCCGGAACAUGUCUCUGUGCAGGUGGUGGUUGUGAGGAAACGAGAAGGCCUCCUGCAUUCCAACCACAUCACAGAGGAGCUGACUUCAACCACAGAGAUGAUGAUGGGCCGGUUCGAGCGGGAUGCCUUCGACACCCUCUUUGACCAUGCCCCGGACAAGCUCAGUGUGGUGAAAAAGUCCCUCAUUACGUUUGUGAACAAGCACCUUAACAAGCUGAACUUGGAAGUGACCGAGCUAGAAAGUCAGUUUGCAGAUGGUGUCUACCUGGUUCUGCUCAUGGGCCUUCUGGAAGACUACUUCGUCCCACUCCACAACUUCUACCUGACUCCAGAGAGCUUUGACCAGAAGGUCCACAACGUGGUGUUCGCCUUUGAGUUGAUGCUGGAUGGGGGACUCAAGAAACCCAAGGCUCGUCCUGAAGAUGUGGUGAAUCUGGACCUCAAGUCUACCCUGAGGGUCCUCUACAACCUGUUCACCAAGUACAAGAACAUCGAGUGAAGACAGAG